AUGGAUGAAAUGGUUAUCGGCAAAACGGAAACAGGCAUGCAAGUACACGUUCAAAUUGUUCUGUUACUACUAGGUGGUAUUAUGGGUGUUUCUGUGUCACGCAAAGACCGCGUAGGUUUUGCUCUUAUGGUGGAGGUGUAUAAGAAAGACAGUUACCAGAAUAUGGUCAGCGAACAUGUAUAUGUAGUUAAUACCAUGCAAGACUUAAGCGAAAAUAAUUAUCCGAAUCUCAUUUUGUUUUAUCUGUAUACGAACGAUAGAUGCAACGAUUCUGUACAAAUAUACGUUGGGGACACUGACAGUGUAAGACGCGGUCAAUUUGAUCCGGAGAAACCAACAGUGUUUAUCAUCCAUGGAUGGGCAAACUCUUAUCUCAGCCGAAUAUGCGAAUACAUUCGCAAUGUUGGUACUUGUUGCAGCCCUAGAUCCUGCUGCUUCCAAUUUUAUGACAAAGGUCCAGGUACAAGAGUUUCCAAAGAAGAUGCAAAGCACGUGCAAGUGAUUCAUACAAACCACAUACUCGGCAUGUAUGCUGCACUCGGCGAUGCCGAUUUUUAUGUUAAUGGCGGAAAAGAUGGAAGCGGCUGUUUCCUUCCUGUAUUAUGUCCUCGUGUACGAGCUUACGAGUACUUCGCCGAAUCCAUAAAUUACAAAGGUUUCCUAGCACGGAAAUGCGACAAUUUUACUGAUUACAAGCUCGGUAAAUGCGAAUCGAACGAAGCUGCUUAUAUGGGUGGCGCCGUACCAGAUUUGAAUGCUAAGGGAAUUUAUCACUUGACUACGCACUCGAAACCACCGUUCGCAAAACGCUCUGAGUGGUUUAAUUCACUGCUUUAUAAACGUGUUCCGCUUGCAGUUAUCGGCAAAACGGAAACAGACAUGCAAGUACACGUCCAAAUUGUUCUGUUACUACUAGGUGGUAUUAUGGGUGUACCUGUGAUAGAGGACGACGGCUUUGGUUAUAGUGCUACAGUGGAGUUAUAUGGGAAGGACGACUACAACAACGUGGUUAAAGUAGAAAUAUCUUUAAUUAAUACCGUAGCUGAUUUAAGGGAAUCCAAUUAUCCGAAUAUCAUCUUGUUCUAUCUAUACACAAAAGACAGAAGCAACGAUUCUAUACAAAUAUACGUUGGCGAUACUGACAGUUUGAAGCGCGGUCAAUUUGAUCCGAAGAAACCAACAGUAUUCGUCGCUCAUGGAUGGGGAAACUCUCAUUAUAGCCAAGCAUGCAUCUACGUUCGCGAUGCUUAUCUAAAACACGGCGAUUAUAAUGUCAUCCUAAUUGACUGGAAUGGUCUAAGCAAAGCUGACUACUUUUGGUUAAGCAAUCGAGUCCCAAAAAUGUCCAAAUACGUUGCCAGCAUGAUCGACUUUCUUGAAUCGCAAGGAAUGGAUUUAUCUAAAACAACGAUAGUAGGUCAUUCUCUCGGUGCUCAUAUUGCUGGACUCUCGUCUUAUUACGCAAAGAACAAAGUGAAUUACGUUGUUGCCCUAGAUCUUGCUGGUCCUAAUUUUUAUAACAAAGGUCCAGGUACAAGAGUUUCCAAAGAAGAUGCAAAGCACGUGCAAGUGAUUCAUACAAACCACAUACUCGGCACGCAUGCUGAAAUGGGCGAUGCCGAUUUUUAUGUUAACGGAGGAAAGGAUCAAAAGGGCUGUUUCCUUCCUGUAUUAUGUCCUCAUGCACGAGCAUACGAGUACUUCGCGGAAUCCAUAAACCACAAAGGUUUCCUAGCACGGAAAUGCGACAAUUUUACUGAUUACAAGCUCGGUAAAUGCAAAUCGAACGAUGCUGUUUACAUGGGUGGUGCCACACCAGAUUUGAAUGCUAAGGGAAUUUAUCAUUUGACUACGCAUUCGAAACCACCGUUCGCGAAGCAUUAG
Molecule: messenger RNA, 1884 nt
Organism: Megachile rotundata (alfalfa leafcutting bee)
Lineage: Eukaryota; Metazoa; Arthropoda; Insecta; Hymenoptera; Megachilidae
Product: phospholipase A1 VesT1.02-like
Biological process (GO): lipid catabolic process
Molecular function (GO): serine hydrolase activity; lipase activity
Source: RefSeq, a predicted model, not a curated record